Messenger RNA from Stegastes partitus (bicolor damselfish), 1191 nucleotides. RefSeq names its product LIM homeobox 5 (gene lhx5). The record is from RefSeq and is a predicted model, not a curated record. The transcript has 5 exons. Gene Ontology annotation, biological process: neuron differentiation; regulation of transcription by RNA polymerase II. Lineage: Eukaryota; Metazoa; Chordata; Actinopteri; Pomacentridae. The coding region runs from base 1 to 1191 and encodes 396 amino acids. Gene Ontology annotation, cellular component: nucleus. Gene Ontology annotation, molecular function: DNA-binding transcription factor activity, RNA polymerase II-specific; RNA polymerase II transcription regulatory region sequence-specific DNA binding; zinc ion binding.
AUGAUGGUCCACUGUGCCGGGUGCGAACGGCCCAUCCUGGACCGGUUCCUCCUCAACGUGCUGGACAGAGCCUGGCACGCCAAGUGCGUGCAGUGCUGCGACUGCAACUGCAACCUCACCGAGAAGUGCUUCUCCAGAGACGGAAAGCUCUAUUGCAAAAUGGACUUUUUCAGGCGGUUUGGCACAAAAUGCGCGGGCUGCCUGCAGGGAAUCUCACCAAACGACUUGGUCCGCAAAGCGCGCAGCAAAGUGUUCCAUCUGAACUGCUUCACCUGCAUGGUGUGUAACAAGCAGCUGUCCACGGGAGAGGAACUCUAUGUGAUAGACGAGAACAAGUUUGUGUGCAAAGAAGAUUAUUUGAGCUCCGGGGCCAUCAAAGAAGUCAACUUGAACUCAGUGUCGUCGUGUACAGAUAGGAGUUUAUCGCCGGAUCUGCAGGACCCAAUACAGGACGACAUAAAGGAGACGGACAAUUCAACGUCCUCAGAUAAGGAAACGAACAAUAUUGAGAACGAGGAGCAGAACUCGGGGGCCAAAAGGCGGGGGCCCCGGACCACCAUCAAGGCCAAACAGCUGGAAACGUUAAAGGCGGCGUUUGUCGCCACGCCGAAACCGACCCGGCACAUCCGAGAACAGCUGGCCCAGGAAACGGGACUAAACAUGCGGGUGAUCCAGGUUUGGUUCCAGAACAGAAGAUCCAAAGAACGACGAAUGAAGCAGCUGAGCGCUCUGGGGGCCCGGCGGCACGCCUUCUUCAGGGGCCCGAGGAGGAUGAGGCCCCUGGGAGGCAGGAUUGAGGAUCCAGACAUUCUAGGACCUGGGGCCUACGGCUACUACGGAGAAUACCAAGGUGACUAUUACGGACCAGGGAGUAACUACGACUUCUUCCCCCACGGCCCUCCGUCCUCACAGGCUCAGUCUCCAGCCGAGUCCCCCUACAUUCUGGGCUCUGGACCCGGAGCCAUGGAAGGAUCGGGCCACCACCCUUCAGAAGACCAAAGGUUCACGGACAUGAUCUCCCAUGCGGAGACCCCCAGUCCAGAGCCGGGCUUACCGAGCUCUCUGCAGCCCGUCCCGGGGGAGGCAUAUGGGGGCGGACCCAGUCCUCCUUUCUCCUUGGCCAGUAACUCCAGCUACAGUGCUCCAAUGUCCCACCAAGGCCAGGAGAUGGGCGAAACCACAGCCUGGUAA